CGGAGGGAAGCACGCACCCGCUUAUAGUUUGUGCGUAAGAUUUCUUUGAGUGUUCAAAGUUCUUUUUCAAAUUGUGAAAAGUGUUUAGUUUUCUUCUACGAAAAUCGUGAGUGAAGUUUUCUCCUGGACUAAAAACGUUUUCUAAAUUGGAGUUCAUCAACAUGGCUCAAGUCAUGCAAUAUCAACAGAUGUGCAUGCCAACGAUGUCUCCAAUGGCGGGAAUGACACCAGUUACAUCUCAAAUGUCAGGUUUAUCGAUGCAGAUGCACCCUCACCACUCGAUGGAGUAUGGUAACCACGGAGUCCACUACCAGCCCUACAAUACAUCAGUGUCUUCUCAUCAUCACCUGCAAAACAGCUACGCAUCUUACUGGUUCCCGAGUUCAUCUUCAUACAGCCAAUCCUCAGCAUCACAGUCACCAGAGUACACCAUGUCCAGUGUUCCAUCCAGUACCUCUUCCUGGCCAAACCAAACCUAUAUGCCUCCAUCUCAGCUCAGUGUUCCACAAAUUCCAUACAACCUGCCCCCUACACCCCCAGAACUCUCUCCCAUAUCCCAAGGUCACGUAUCUCCUUACCAGUGGCCCUUGACUCCGACACCAGAAAAUAUGAUGGCAGAGGAUUCGAAGCGAGGCCGAAAGUGUAUGAGAUGUACAUGUCCCAAUUGUCAACUGACUGGUGGAAAUCCGAUUAGUGUUGAUGGUAAGAAGCAGCACGUGUGUCAUGUUAAAGGAUGUGCAAAAGCUUACGGAAAGACGUCCCAUUUGAAGGCACAUUUAAGGUGGCACAACGGGGACAAACCUUUCUUCUGUUCCUGGAUUUUUUGUGGAAAGAGAUUCACUAGGAGUGAUGAACUCCAGCGCCAUAUGAGAACACACACCGGAGAGAAAAGGUUUUCCUGUCCCAGCUGCGAUAAAAAGUUCAUGAGGAGUGAUCAUCUGAAAAAGCAUGUUAAGACGCAUGAAAACCAGAAAAGAAAAUCAGCGAAAAAGGAUGCAACCAAGGAAAAUUUGCUUAAAACCGAGCCGCAAGAAUAUAUAUCUGUUCAGUCUCUACAUGUUCAACAGUAUUCUGAACAUUAUCAGAUGUAGUAAAUGUAUUAGGCUAUUUUUAGAUACUUUGUGUAUAUACUAUAGAGUUCGCAGUACCACUGUUGAAACGAAAUUAAUUAUUAUUGUUUCACCGAAAAUUCAUUUGAGUUAAUAGCAUUAGAUUUGAUCGAGGGUAAUAGCCGCUCAAUUGAUUCUAUAACAUUUUUUCGUCAGUGUGCGAGGUGGAGAGAUUUUUAUAAACGUUUGUUCAGUUUUUGUGUAAAUAUUCAGAGAGAAACUAUUUAUUACUACGAUUAUGUCGUACAGGUUCUAAAAUCUUCAAUAAGUCAUGCAAAUAUUUGAGGACUAUCUUUUAGGAUCUUUGAUGUGAGGUGAGAAGUUGAGUAUCAACGUUUAUUCAAUCUUGUUGUAAAUAUUACUUUGUAAAUUUACUGUAAAAAAUAUAU
Molecule: messenger RNA, 1498 nt
Organism: Belonocnema kinseyi
Lineage: Eukaryota; Metazoa; Arthropoda; Insecta; Hymenoptera; Cynipidae
Product: transcription factor Sp9-like
Exons: 2
Coding region: 162-1091 (309 amino acids)
Biological process (GO): regulation of transcription by RNA polymerase II
Molecular function (GO): DNA-binding transcription factor activity, RNA polymerase II-specific; RNA polymerase II cis-regulatory region sequence-specific DNA binding
Source: RefSeq, a predicted model, not a curated record